Strongylus vulgaris is the source of this 296-nucleotide messenger RNA. Lineage: Eukaryota; Metazoa; Nematoda; Chromadorea; Rhabditida; Strongylidae. The record is from the annotation of a GenBank genome assembly.
AUGACGGUUCUAAACGAAUUCAAUUCGGACAACACUACGGCUUCAUACGUCAUCUGCCUAUUGACUGGACUCACGCUUGGAUCUGGACCUCUAGCAUCUGCAAUUUGCAAUAAAUUCGGAUGCCGAAUAACCGCUAUUGUAGGUGCUUGCAUUGCUAUCUCAGGGUGCAUCAUAUCGUCAUUUGCAACAGCCAUGUGGCAGUUGGUGAUCUCCAUAGGAGUAAUUAUGGGAGUUGGUUUUGGCCUCUUGUAUUGCCCAGCUAUUGUUGCAGUGACGAUGUAUUUUGAAAGGUGAGC